This is a messenger RNA of Oncorhynchus keta (chum salmon), 2211 nucleotides long. It is a transcript of the gene ift57, whose product is annotated as intraflagellar transport 57 homolog (Chlamydomonas). Bases 316 to 1560 code for a protein of 414 amino acids. Gene Ontology annotation, biological process: intraciliary transport; non-motile cilium assembly. Gene Ontology annotation, cellular component: cilium; Golgi apparatus; centrosome. The record is from RefSeq and is a predicted model, not a curated record. Lineage: Eukaryota; Metazoa; Chordata; Actinopteri; Salmoniformes; Salmonidae. The transcript is spliced from 11 exons.
AAGUUACGUCAGGACGCAUGUCGCCUGCUCAAGAGUUAUUGAUACAACUACUUGAAUAUUCAUCUCAAUUCACAGGUACCAUCUGGAUAUAUUUAAUAUAGAGAUAAUCGUUCCGACAAAAACGUAUAGCUGGCUUUUUUAGUUAACCAAGGAACUGUUAACUUAGCUAGCUAACGUUAUCUGGCUAUAUUAGGGUUGCUUGACAACACAGAUGGUAACCAAAACAAGCCGAAGAAGACUGCGCUGAUCUGCAUCAAAAAAUUGGUCAAUCACAAAUCGGGUUGUUGUUAGCCUGCAAGAAGUGCCAAGAGAGAGAUGGUAGAUGACAAUAGACGAGGGGACGAUGAACGGGGUCCUGGAGCAGCAUAUCAAAUGUUCGUGGUUAUGGAGGACCUGCUGGACAAAUUGAAGCUUCUGGAUUAUGAAGAGGAAGUUCUGGCAAAGCACAACAUGAAAGCUCUAUCCAGGCAUUACUUUGCAUCCAGUGCCUACAUGCCAUCAAAUCCAGGGGAGCAAUUCUUCAUGUUUACCAUAAUCGCGUCUUGGCUCAUCAAUGCAGCAGGGAGACCCUUCGAGCAGCCUCAGGAGUAUGACGACCCCAACGCCACCGUGUCCAACAUUCUCUCACAGUUGAGAGCUUUUGGAGGACUGGUAGACUUUCCUCCCUCCAAACUAAAAGCUGGUUCAGGGGAACAUGUUUGCUAUGUGCUGGAUCGGCUGGCUGAAGAGGCUCUGAAGGAGAGAGUGUUUUCCUGGAGAAGACCAAACUACCCUACAGAGGAGAUGGAAGAAGAGUCUGUGAUGGAGGAUGAUGCAGAGCUGACUCUCAGUAAAGUGGAAGAGGAGAUGACAGAGGAACCAGACGACUGUGAGGAAGAGAACGUCAUGGAUCUAGAGGCACUUAAAUCAAGGACCAAUCAAAGUGAGGCCAGACUAUCUUCAAAGCCAGACAAUAUACUGGAAUCAAACAUGGACGCUGCCGAGUGGAAUCUAGAGGUGGAGCGGGUUCUCCCACAACUGAAGGUCACAAUCAGAACAGACCACAAGGACUGGAGGAUCCACGUGGACCAAAUGCAUCAGCACCAAGACGGGAUCAAAUCAUCUCUCAAGGAGGCCAAGGGCUACCUAGACAAGCUGCAGGAGGAGAUCGGUAAGACACUGGAGAAGGUGGGCAGCAGAGAGAAAUACAUCAACAACCAGCUGGAACACCUUAUCCAGAACUACCGCAGCGCCCAGUCCAAACUCAGCGAGGCAAGGGAGUGCUACCAGCAGGGAAGUGGUGGAGUUACAGAGAGGACCAGAGUUCUGGCUGAGAUCACAGAGGAGUUGGAGAAGGUGAAGCAGGAGAUGGAGGAGAAGGGCAGCAGUAUGUCUGAUGGAGCCCCGGUGGUGAAAAUCAAGCAGAGUCUGACCAAGCUCAAGCAGGAGAUUGUUCAGAUGGACAUUCGGAUUGGAGUGGUAGAGCACACACUACUGCAGGCCAAGCUAAAGGAGAAGUCCAACAUGACUCGAGACAUGCACGCCACCAAUAUCCCAGAGCCUGCCAUCGGCGCAUACUGAGAUAUACACAGUAUCUAUCAUUAGCUUACUGAACUUUAUAUAGCGAUACAUUAUGCCUGUGCAAUGCUAUUAUUUACAUGGUAUGGUACCUGUUAUGAGAAGGCAAGCAGUGGGUUACAUCCUGACUACAGCCAAUAUACCAAAGUCCUUUAAUGAUUCUAACCGGUCUGUUUAAGCAGACACAUGGAGAGACAUCUGUAUUGUUCUGACUUCAACUGUCAUAUGUUUCAUAUCAUAUUUGAUUGCAUUCGAAGGCUUUGUUGGCGCGGUUUAAUUAAUGUAUUUACAUACAUUGGAAUGAUAAAAUACAGAUUUGAAUGCCCAUAUGUUUUACAUGCAGGGUUAAGUUUGCUAAUUGCCAUAUUUGUAAUGGAGAUAAUUAAACUGAUUUUUUUUUUUUUACAAAUAAGAAGUUGUAUAAUAUUACUGAUGUGGAUUUGAUGGGGACAUUUAUUUAGACUUUUGAUCUGGUAAGGCUCAUGAAAUGUCUGGAAAGGUGACAUUAAACAUGCAUCCAGCCAUUUGUAACGAAAAUAAUUGUACCAUAUAGAAAAGUGGAAAUACUUACAAAGUCGGCUGAGAUUGAUUUGCCAGCAAUGUUUGCUGUGUCAGGGUACAUGAUGAAACAUUAAUAUAAAAAUCCAAAAGUAA